Photinus pyralis (common eastern firefly) is the source of this 2440-nucleotide messenger RNA. RefSeq names its product ATP-binding cassette sub-family G member 1. Bases 249 to 2159 code for a protein of 636 amino acids. Lineage: Eukaryota; Metazoa; Arthropoda; Insecta; Coleoptera; Lampyridae. Gene Ontology annotation, cellular component: plasma membrane. The record is from RefSeq and is a predicted model, not a curated record. The transcript has 9 exons. Gene Ontology annotation, molecular function: ATP hydrolysis activity; ABC-type transporter activity; ATP binding.
UUUUUUUCGCAUUGUACCAUCUCCUCGUCGGAAAUUUGCGAGCACCUGGCGAAUUCGGCCCUAGGUGCAUGUAGUUGGCGAAAUUUGGCGCGCUAAAUUAAAACAAUGCCCCAAUGUGGACUUUAAUCGGUUCACGUUUAGUCGCUAUAUAAAUGACCAACUCUAUCUAUUCGUACAGAUUAACGUAUAACAUCGCGAUAUACACACGCUGCGCGUCUUAUGUAGUGCGUCCACUACCAUAAUUAACAAUGGAAGUCGUCUUACACGAAGCAUCGAACGUGGUGAUGUCGAAUGGGCACACACGCGAAAGUGACAGUGAGAAAGUUUGUUAUAAACCAGUGCAAGAAUCCGAUUUGGUCCAGACGUUCAGUCGGUUACCCCAAAAAGACUCUGUCGACGUUGCCUUCGAAAAUGUCACGUACACUGCAUCUCUUGGAUUUAGAAAAGGAAACAAGGAAAUCUUACACGGAAUCCAUGGACGAUUUCCACCGGGGAAGCUCAUCGGAAUCAUGGGACCUUCGGGUGCCGGUAAAAGUACCCUUCUCGACGUUCUGAGCGGGUACCGCAUUUCGGGUAUCGGCGGUACCGUUUACGCAAAUGGACUCGAGAGGAAUUUGAACGCGUUCAGGCGACUAUCUUGCUAUAUAACGCAAGAUGAUCGACUGCAAGAACUGCUGACGGUGCACGAAAACAUGAUGAUCGUUGCCGAUUUAAAAUUGGGCUCACGCGUCCCGGCGCAGGAAAAGGAAGCUAUCAUACGGGAGAUUUUGGAAACUUUGGGUUUGGAGGAGACGGCCGAAACGAGGGCCGGUAGACUUUCCGGUGGUCAGAAAAAAAGGCUCUCAAUAGCGUUGGAAUUGAUCGAUAAUCCAGUCGUGAUGUUUCUUGAUGAGCCGACAACAGGUUUGGAUAGUUCAUCUUGUAGCCAGUGCGUAAGGUUACUGCGUGAAUUGGCAAGACAAGGAAGGACGAUCGUUUGUACCAUUCAUCAGCCGUCAGCGACGCUGUUCCAACUCUUUGACUUGGUCUACGUACUAUCCGAUGGAAAUUGCCUGUACCAGGGCAGCACAGAAAAUCUGAUACCGUUUCUGGAAGCUGUGAAUCUGCCAUGUCCGCAGUAUCACAAUCCUGCCGAUUUUGUCAUCGAAUUAGCUUGCGGUGAAUAUGGAGCCGAAAAGGUUGAACGAAUGGUCAACGAAACCGACAACGGCAGAAGUCACCGGUGGUUCGAUAAGCCGGAAUUUUUACCCAGCCUCAAUAAAUUGAAAGAAAAUAACAAGCACAAAUUGGAAAAGCAAAAGCCCGCCCACCUCCAAAGCACCUCACAGUGGAACCAAUUCAAAACGCUUUGCCGACGAGCUUUUAUCAAAUCAAAGAGGGACGUUACGUUGACUUACAUGCGUAUAAUCGUCAACAUUUCCGUUGGAUUACUCUUCGGAGUUUUAUACUGGCAAGCGGGGAAUCACGGAGGGAAGGUCUUGGAUAACUACAACUUGAUUUUCUCGGUGUUGAUGCAUCAGAUGAUGUCGCCAAUGAUGAUGAUGAUCCUCACAUUUCCAAGUGAGUUGGGCGUUCUGACCAAGGAACAUUUUAAUAGGUGGUACUCGCUUAAGAUGUACUACGCCUCGCUCACUAUUAUGGAUGUUCCGCUCUCGAUAUUCUGCUGCAUUCUCUUCAGUGUAAUUAUGUACUGGAUGACUGGGCAACCACUAGAGUGGAACAGAUUUGGAAUGUUCACAGCGCUGAGCCUUCUCACAGUUUUCGUCGCGCAAAGCUUCGGCCUCAUGAUCGGUGCCGUUUUUAACGUUGUUAAUGGAACUUUCAUGGGCCCCUGUCUAUCUGUGCCAAUGAUGAUGUUUGCCGGUUUCGGCGUGACGCUCCGCGACCUCCCCAGCUAUCUGAAGUGGGGGAGCUACAUAUCCUACCUACGCUACGGUUUGGAGGGCAUGGUCGGUGCCAUUUACGGGCUUGAUAGGCCUGUCUUAUUCUGCCCCGAGGAGGAGUACUGCCAUUACAAGUAUCCAGAAAAGAUUCUGGCCGAAAUCGCCAUGACCGGAGAUCAGUUCUGGAACGAUAUUAUCGCUCUACUCAUUAUUCUAUUCUUUUUAAGGACGUUAGCUUUUGUUCUGCUGAGAUGGAAGUUGUAUUCCGUUAGAUAAAUGUUUUUAUUAUUGUUUAUAAUUUGUAUUAACGUUCAGGGUACUGGGACUGUGUUGUCCCUACGUUUGUUGAUGCAGAGAAGUAUUUUACGCAAUAUUUCGAUUGAGCAUACCGCACGGUGUUGAAAGGUUAAUUUAUUAAUUUAUCAGUGAUAUAAUAGGUAGGACUUGUAUUUAUUAUUUAGCUUUUUGUCUAUUUUUAGUCUUAGAAUUGUGUUAAUCGUUAGUGACAAUAUAAAAUAAACGUCUUUGUGAUACAGUUAACUGUAUAAAGUAUUAAA